AUGGAAUACCUGACACAUUAUGGGCCCUCACUGUGUGUGAAGCUCCAAGGAAACCUGGUUUAUGCGGGUUAUGGGCCAUUUUUACAUGUUCAUGAUCUUGAGACUGGAGAACUGAUCAACAGGUGUCGUAUUUUCCGUCGAAAUAAAAUUCACGGUAUUGCAGUUAACGGUGAAGGUGCUUUACUUUUGUUUGGUGCGAGAUCUAUCUCGAUAAUUGGAUCGAAAGAUGCUAGCGGUUGUCCGGAUAUGUCACAAGAUGAAAAGUUACUAGAUGAAUGGAUCAUGAGCGGCCAGUUUAGCCAAACUGGAGACCAGACUUACUUGCUGACUUCCUAUAAUAAAGUUUUAAUAAGGGAUUUGGAAGGAAAUGUAUUGGCUACCAAAGGAAUUGAUGGCGAAAAGUCUAUAUUAUAUUCUGGGUCAAUUACUGUCUUUGGCCCAGACAAGGUGCUUAUCAACGCAGGAACAGUCAUGGGUGGUGUAUUGAUAUGGGAUCUUUACGAAGAGGAAUUGUUACACAAUUUGAAAGGCCAUGAGGGUUCCAUUUUCUACGUUACCAUUAGCGAAAAUGGUCGAUAUGUUGCUAGUUGUUCCGAUGAUAGGUCUGUUAGACUAUGGGAUCUCACAACAGGCGAUCUUCUAUCAGUCGGCUGGGGUCAUACGGCUAGAAUAUGGAACCUAAAGUUUUAUGAUAACAGCAGUAAAUUGGUUAGUGUCUCUGAGGAUUGCACUUGUCGUGUUUGGAAGAUUGUAGAAGAUGAAGAAUCACAAGCGAGUUUGGAGCAAAAAGGUGUGUACGAAGCACAUCUCACUAAGAAUAUUUGGGGUGUGGAUGUCGACAGCUGUGGGAGAAAGGCGAUUACUUCGGGGAAUGACGGUAGAUUAAAAGUUAUAGAGCUCGAUCAUCCAAGAAUUGAUAAUGACGAGCAGUCAUACACGUUACAAGAAAUAGCCGAUCAGACUGGCAUCAUUGCCGAUAAGGAUGAAAUAAUAAAGGGAUUUCACUGGUUUGAUUUUGGCCUGGUUGCGAUUACUUCCCAAGGUAAAAUAGUGUUGUUUGAAUCUUUCAAUGAUACCUGGACUUUUUUGUUCACUGAUGAUCAAUUUGCAUCUUAUAGCAGUACUCAUGGUAUAUCGAGUGAUAAUGUUGUAGUGUUUGCUAACAAUAAGAGUGAUCUACUAGCUCUGAAGUUUGACAAGGAUGGCAAGCACGUUAUUGCAAAGACCAAGAUGCACGUUUCAGAUCUCACCAAAACUAAUAAUUGCAUGAUAAGGAAAGAAUCCCCCACAACGUUCCUUGUACUCCUUGAAUCUCCAAAUCCAAGAGAAAACCUGGUAUGUAUGAGGUUCAAUCUUUCUACUUUGGAGAUGGAAAAAACUUUUAGCUUGAAAAAGCCUGAAAGUUUUGUUUCUUCUUGCCUGGAAGUCUAUCAGCAUUUUCUCCUCGUUGGUUCUCGUUUCAGUACGUUAGCAGUCUUUGAUUUGAAGAAAGUUGAAUGUCCAGCUUACCUGAUUAGCAAGAUGACUCCAGGGGAUACAACAACGUCAAUACAAUUUGUCGAAGAUCUCGGAGAUUCUCAAGUCUUUUCAGUCACAAAUAGAGAUGGUUACUAUACCUUCAUUAAGAUCUAUCUGAAGGGAGCAAGCAGAGGAGAUGGAAAAGACUACGAAAUCAUCCAAUCUAAUAAGAUCGUACGAGGCUUCUUAGAGGGUGCUCAGUUCAACGCCCAUGGCGAUUAUAUUACUCAUGGGUUCAAGUCCAGUUUAUUCUAUAUUUACAACGAGACUUCCUGUUACGAAAUUACAAGCCACAUUUGCGGUGGAGCUCAUCGUCAGUGGAAGCUCUGUGAGGAUGAUAAAGGUUCAAUUUUGGUUUAUAUCAAGGCAUCAACACUUUUCUUCAAAAGGUUCAAUAAUUCAAAAACACCUGAGACCCUAUGUGCAGGUAUUCAUGGAAGAGAGAUUAGAGAUAUAACGAUACGAAAGCAGAAGAAGUACAAGGAUGGUUACUUGUUCUGCACUGGUUCUGAAGAUACAACCAUUAAGCUGAUGCACGUCAAUGAGCAAUCCGGCAAAAUGACGAACUACUGGACGCAAAGGAAGCAUGUCUCAGGUCUACAGAGGUGUCAAUUCAUCAAAGAAAACUUGAUGAUUUCCUCGUCCGCCAGGGAAGAGCUGUUUCUGUGGGAACUGAAUACAGAGGGAGACUCUCGUCCUUAUAUAGCUUUACGCCAAAGCUUGCCAGUUUCUAGCAAUCUUCCAGAUCUUAGGAUCAUGGAUUUCGACGUCAAGUUUUUGGGCGCAAGCCAAAAUUUCAUACUGGCCACAGUUUACUCGGACUCUACUAUCAAAGUGUGGUUGUAUGAUAGCGAACAGAAUACCUUCACAACGAUAAUCAAUGGGGACUACAAAACGUGUUGCAUCCUCAACGUUUUCCUGACCCCAAUUUGCGACCAGCUAUUUCUAGCAAUUGCUCCAACGGAUGGUCAUUUGAUAUUUUACAAUAUAACUGAGCAUAUUCCCUUUGAGAUCGAUGAGAAGAGCGGCGAAUUAAUUGACAAUGAUCUUGACCUCUCGCUGAUGGAUUUACCAGACUACGACUGCCGACUGGAAGUACACCAGUCAGGAAUAAAAUGCAUGAGUCAUGUCUUAGAACAAGGCAAUGAGCUCUUCAUCUAUACUGGUGGGGAUGACAAUGCAUUGGGUAUUACCAUAGCCAAAUUGGACGCAGCUACUGGCAAACUGAACGCUCGUGUACUAGACUUCCAGCCACAAGCGGCUGCAUCCACGAUGACAUCCUGCAGUUUGAUUUCCAAUGGAACAAAGCUUCUCACCACUUCAGUUGAUCAAAUUGUGAGACUAUGGGACAUAACAGAAAACAAACUCAUAAAGCAUAGCAGUGAAUAUACCACCAUCGCUGACACGGGCUGCUCUGAUGCUGUCCAAACAAAGGACACUCGUCAUUUAGCAUUGAUAGGCGGUGUGGGACUUUCUGCCUUGAGGAUAGAUUUAUGA
Molecule: messenger RNA, 3015 nt
Organism: Torulaspora delbrueckii
Lineage: Eukaryota; Fungi; Ascomycota; Saccharomycetes; Saccharomycetales; Saccharomycetaceae
Gene: RTT10
Product: tRNA (34-2'-O)-methyltransferase regulator RTT10
Exons: 1
Coding region: 1-3015 (1004 amino acids)
Biological process (GO): tRNA methylation
Cellular component (GO): cytoplasm
Molecular function (GO): protein binding
Source: RefSeq, a predicted model, not a curated record